GGUUCGCAGGAGAGCUUCUGUAAAGUUUGGAAGUUAGGAGACGAGGUACUGGCAGAAGUACAGCUGUGAGGAUGAAGUGUGUGUCAUGCUUGGGUAGCUGAAAUGGUAGAGCACUUGUCCGCGAAAGUGUACUGGCCUGAUGAAACAAAAAUGUCAUCCACUGAAGAAAGUAUAUUUGAUGAAACAUUUGACAUAAACUGCAUAGAUAACAACCAGAGAACAGAUUAUCUAUACAAAUGUAACACUUGUUGUAAGCUGUACAAAUCUCAAAGAAGUUUGGUGAGGCAUAUCAGAUAUGAGUGUGGACAACCACCUCAAUUCCAUUGUCCUUACUGCACUGAAAAAAGUCAUCGCAAGUAUAAUUUAGAAGUCCACAUUAAACUGUACUGGCAUGAUGAAACACAGAUGUCAUCUACUGAAGUAAUUGCAUUUGACCAAAGAUUUGGCACAAACUCUGCAGAUAACAACCAGAGGACAGAUCUUUACAUAUGCCAUAUGUGUUGUAAAACCUACAAAUUGCAGAGUUCUUUGGUGAGGCAUAUUAAAUAUGAGUGUGGAAAACCACCUCAGUUUCACUGUCCUUACUGCACUGAAAAAAGUCAUCACAAAUAUAAUUUAGAAGUGCAUAUUAAACGGAAACAUAAACAGGUACAAGAGUCACUAGUACUGAUGUGAAAUGAACUGGUCAUAAUAGACAUUGUUAAGUUUGAAUUUAAAAGUGAACAAUUCAUUAUUGGUGCUCCAAAGUAAUCAGUCAUUGAACAGUUGAGAAGUAUUAUUUAAUAUCACUUGCUAUAUGACUGGUGAGUGGUUUUGCACUUUGUAAAUUGUAUGCAUUCUUUAAAGGAUGUAUAAUGGUACAAAAAGUUUCCAGAUUCUUUAUGUAUGUUGUCCGCAAUAAAAUUUUCCUGAAGGAUGUUUGAAUGAUU
Schistocerca gregaria is the source of this 929-nucleotide messenger RNA. RefSeq names its product serendipity locus protein beta-like. The coding region runs from base 103 to 675 and encodes 190 amino acids. The transcript has 3 exons. The record is from RefSeq and is a predicted model, not a curated record. Gene Ontology annotation, molecular function: chromatin insulator sequence binding. Gene Ontology annotation, cellular component: nucleus; chromosome. Gene Ontology annotation, biological process: regulation of transcription by RNA polymerase II. Lineage: Eukaryota; Metazoa; Arthropoda; Insecta; Orthoptera; Acrididae.